CACACUGGCGGAAUAAAGCAAUAAACGCAAUUAGAAGCAUUUCGUUUUAACUGAAUUUAACCAUUUUAAACGAUAAUUAGCUAGCCCAAAAUGACCACAGCCGCGCGUCCGACCUUUGACCCCGCCCGCGGCGGCUCCGGCCGCGGCGAAAAGGACCUGAGUGCGCUGAGCAAGCAGUAUUCCAGUCGCGAUCUGCCAGGCCACACGAAGCUGAAAUACAGGGAGACGGGCCAGGGCACCAGCGAGGAGAUCCGCGGCCGGGACUUCCGCAAGGAGCUGGAGGAGCGCGAGCGCGAGGCCCGUUCCGGUCCGGGAGCCACUUCCUCCUCGGGCAAGGCGCUGCCCUCCAUUGUGCGCAAGGCCAUCGAGGCCAACAGUGCGCCCGCUGGCAAGAGAGCCAAACCCGACGCCCUGCAGCAGCAGCAGCAGCUGCAGCAACAGCAGGCCGCCAAUCUGGACGCCGACGAGCCGCUGGACAACGAUAGCUCCGAUUCGGACAGCGAUUCGGAUGACGACGAUGCCGCCCUGCUGGCCGAGCUGCAGAAGAUCAAGCAGGAGCGCCUCCAGGAGACGGCGCGUCGCGAGUCGGAGAAGAAGCAGGAGGACGAGCGCAUCCGCAUGGAGAACAUCUUGUCGGGCAAUCCGCUGAUUAACUACGAACCAGGAACCGCUGCCUCCGCCGCGGGACGUGCCUCUGGCCUCGGUGGCGAUCUGAAGAUCAAGCGCCGCUGGGACGACGACGUCGUGUUCAAGAACUGCGCCCGCUCGGCGCCCGAGAAGAAGACGCACUUCGUCAACGACGCCCUGCGCUCCGAUUUCCACAAGAAGUUCAUGGACAAGUACAUCAAAUAGGCGCCCUAAGUUCGCUCUAAGUCUCAACCGCUUUUUGUAAUAGUCUAAGUAACCCAAUUGUCAACUUUUUUUCGGCCUUCCGCCGCUAUUAAAAUUCGCAUUUUGUAAGAAGAA
Messenger RNA from Drosophila takahashii, 966 nucleotides. RefSeq names its product spliceosome-associated protein CWC15 (gene c12.1). The record is from RefSeq and is a predicted model, not a curated record. Gene Ontology annotation, cellular component: catalytic step 2 spliceosome. Gene Ontology annotation, biological process: mRNA cis splicing, via spliceosome. Gene Ontology annotation, molecular function: RNA binding. NCBI's taxonomy places the organism in Eukaryota, Metazoa, Arthropoda, Insecta, Diptera, Drosophilidae.